GUUGAAGUAGCGGAACCUUGAAGUCUGAAAAACACCAGACUUGGGAAGGAAUUGGGGUUGAAAAGCUUUACCAAUUAAAACAUGAAGCAAGUCACCCGUUUCCUGUUCAUCUUGUUGCCGUGGAUCCCAGGCCUUCUCUAUGGGAUGACGACUCAGGACGAAUUUACAGUCCUUGAGGGUAACUCCGUCACUAUCCCCUGUCGUUAUGAGCCCGAGCAUGGCAGCUACGUGAAGUAUUGGUGUCGGGGAAAGAUGAGGGAAUUCUGCACCAGCUUGGCUCGCACAGAUGACUCCCUCUCUGACAGCCAGUCUGAGGACAAAGUAAGCAUUUUUGAUGACCCGAUCCAGGAGGUCUUCACAGUGACAAUGAAGAACUUAAAGGAAGAGGAUUCUGGCUGGUACAUGUGUGGCGUAGAGCUUGGCGGAUUUUGGAAAGCCGAUAUAAGUGCCUUCACUUACGUCAAGGUUAACCCGGGAAUGUCUGUAGUGAAGGGCAUGCUGAGUGAGGAGGAGGGACAUAGUGUCACGGUUCAAUGUCUCUACAGUGUCAGAUACAGGGAAAGUGAGAAGAAGUGGUGUCGGAGUGGAGACUGGAGCUCCUGCCUGGUGACAGGCCAUGAAGGCAGCUACGAAGACACGUCUGUAGCCAUCAGUGAUGACAGAACUGGGACUUUGACCAUAACCAUGAAGAAGCUGCACAUGAGCGAUAUGGGCUGGUAUUGGUGUUCGGCCGGACAGCAGCAGAUUGCGGUGCAUGUGCAGGUCUUACACCGACCAUCAACUACAGCAGCAGUGACUGUGACAUCCCGAGCUGCAGCGAGCGAACCUGUUGUGGAUGCAGCUGGCCCCAAGCACAUCACAAAGGAUUGCGGGAAGCGCCAAAUUUUCACCGUGCCGUCUGUCAUGAUGUGUGUGUCAUUGAUGCUGCUUGUAGCCUUGCCUAUAUUAGCAAGGAGAAUGUGGAAACAUAGUAAGCUCUCUGGAUGGAGCAACCCUAAAAUGUUGACUGCGCCCAUGGACUUAAGCACUUUUCGUCUUCUACUCCCCAGAGGCUGUAGUAAACAAAACAACAACACCUGCUCUGCUUCACUGGCAAUGACACAUCCACUACAUAAGUGUGUCAGAAGUCUGGACGGGAGAUUGUGCGUCGGUGGAAUGUACGCAAAGCCAGAACAGUUUGCUAAGAUAAGACAAACUAUGGGAAUGAAAGCAAGACACAUGGAGGACUAUGGGAUCGUGGUGACCUGCAAAAAAACCCAGCAGUAGUUUUCCUCAACAUUAAUCCCUCUGAUGCCAAGGUGUACUGAAAUAAAAUGCCACUGUUUUUUUUUUCCGUUGUGACUGUCUCGAGCAUUAACCAAAAAGGAGGUAAGAUAACUUUGUAUGUACUGUAAAUGUCAUUUUAACUUCUGGAUAAAUGCACACGCACACAAACACACGCACACACACAUAAUCAAACUUAACCCACAGCAUUUCUAAAAGUUAAUGCAAUACAAAACGCAUUUAUGGGACAUGCUGCCGAAACUAUAUAUGAAAGAAGUUAAUCAAUAAAUUGGUUUUGUUCUUGUUCUUCUAUAUGGGUUUUUGACUUCCCAAAUAAUAGUGCAUUAUUUUGACAUAUUGGCAACAGAGCUCAUGUGUUGUUACAAAAGAAAAUACAUUUUCCCGACGAUAUGGA
Phycodurus eques (leafy seadragon) is the source of this 1678-nucleotide messenger RNA. Its product is annotated as CMRF35-like molecule 5. The transcript is spliced from 11 exons. The record is from RefSeq and is a predicted model, not a curated record. Gene Ontology annotation, cellular component: plasma membrane. Gene Ontology annotation, molecular function: transmembrane signaling receptor activity. Lineage: Eukaryota; Metazoa; Chordata; Actinopteri; Syngnathiformes; Syngnathidae. The coding region runs from base 82 to 1266 and encodes 394 amino acids.